AUGGCCAUUCCUCACGUCCUGAACCGUUCACGAAACGCCGAUCCUGCACGCAACAGCGAUGCUGCCGCUCAGCACGGCACAGCAAGCGGUGGAACACGAGAUAGACAAUCUGCCUUGUUGGCACUGUCCCGUGAACUGAGGGACAUUGUGUAUCAUUCCUUGUUGAACGAAAGAAAGAGGCCGCCGGAGGAUCCACACCAUGCAAAUGACCGAACUCCCACUUCGCAGUCGUCUCCAGGUGCUAUCUACUACGAGACGCAAUCGCCGAAACCUGCUUUGCUGCAACUGAAGCUCUGCUGUCGGCAGGUGUCUGCAGAGGUGCAAGACCUGCUUGCGAAACAUGUCGUGUCCCACUCUGGCCCAGGGCAGCUCGACAUCAUGGUCCGAGGUUCAUCUGUCUGGCCUACGUGGAUUGCGUUACCACUCGCAUCGAAGCUCGAUCCGAUCAUAGACAUUGAACUUCGAAUCUUCGAUACAACAGGACUGGGCAGCGAGUUUAGCACCGGUGCGUACAGAGCGCUCUGGUCGCUGUUCAAUCGUAUGGUCUUCCGGGGUCCAUGUUUGACACACUCUCGCAAUCUGCAGAGGCCGUUGAUAGUGGGAAGACUACGCUUCAACAUUGUGCUAUGCUUUCCGACAUCUGUUGAUGACCUGUUGGGAACGUACAGAGACGUCUUCGACCGACUGGAGAGGCUGGCGUAUGACAAUGUUGGGUUGGGCAACGUCGGUACGAUUGAAGCAUGUCUUGGGGCUGAUCGGAGGGUCUGGAGACUCAAGCAGCUGCCAACUGGGUUGACUUUCGCCAGCAGGCAGGUGGAGUGA
Messenger RNA from Fulvia fulva, 822 nucleotides. RefSeq lists its product as uncharacterized. Bases 1 to 822 code for a protein of 273 amino acids. The record is from RefSeq and is a predicted model, not a curated record. The transcript has a single exon. NCBI's taxonomy places the organism in Eukaryota, Fungi, Ascomycota, Dothideomycetes, Mycosphaerellales, Mycosphaerellaceae.